AUGUAUUAUUCAACAGGGCAGCCUUGUGAUUCAUCUGGAAACCCCUACCCAGUUGGACAGCCAUCCCCAGAAACUCCUUCUGAAAAGCAACCUAAUGAUUGGUCACCAUAUUCCAGUUGUUUGGAGUUCAAGCUAGCUGACUUUCUGUUCACCUGCAGCCAAAUGUCUGCUGCCAAUAUAAACAAGUUGCUAGAUCUCUGGAAUGUGAUGCUGCUCAGUGCUGGCAGCUGGCUGAUCUUCAAGGAUAGCACUGAAAUGUACAAGAUGAUCAAUCACACUAUACUCAGUGAUGAACAGUGGGAGAAUUUUUGCAUAUCCUAUACUGGUGAACAACCAGCUGAUAAUGUGCCAUCAUGGAUGAACACUGUGUAUGAUAUUUGGUUCCAGGACUCUUAUGACAUUAUUUGCAAUAUGCUUUCCCAACCUGAUUUUUUGGGUGACAUGGAUUACUGGCCAUUUCAGGAAUAUGAGAGUGCAACAGACAAGAGACAAUGGGAAGAUUUCAUGUCUGGUGAUUGGGUGUGGACACAAGUGGUUAUAAUUUCUUGUGAUUCAACCAUGCACAGGUCUACCUUCAUUCCAAUCAUCCUUAGCAGUGACAAGAUGACUGUGUCAGUCACAACCAGUCAAAAUGACUACUAUCCCCUCUGCCUUUUGAUAGGUAAUAUAAGCAACAAAGUUUGUCAUGCUCAUUGCAAUAGUGUUGCUCUCAUCACUUUCCUUGCAAUCCCACAAAGUAAGUGCAUCUGA
This is a messenger RNA of Pisolithus orientalis, 750 nucleotides long. RefSeq lists its product as uncharacterized. The record is from RefSeq and is a predicted model, not a curated record. The transcript has 2 exons. Bases 1 to 750 code for a protein of 249 amino acids. Lineage: Eukaryota; Fungi; Basidiomycota; Agaricomycetes; Boletales; Pisolithaceae.